Messenger RNA from Panicum hallii, 1298 nucleotides. Its product is annotated as ribosome production factor 2 homolog. The transcript is spliced from 6 exons. The record is from RefSeq and is a predicted model, not a curated record. Bases 105 to 1037 code for a protein of 310 amino acids. Gene Ontology annotation, biological process: ribosomal large subunit assembly; maturation of LSU-rRNA from tricistronic rRNA transcript (SSU-rRNA, 5.8S rRNA, LSU-rRNA). Gene Ontology annotation, molecular function: rRNA binding. Gene Ontology annotation, cellular component: nucleolus. Lineage: Eukaryota; Viridiplantae; Streptophyta; Magnoliopsida; Poales; Poaceae.
GAGAAGAAAGCCGAGGCGAGGCUUUAGGGCGGCGCCUCCCGAACCCGAAUGCUGCGCCGCCUCCUCCCCCUUCAGCUGCUUCUCCGCCGCGGCCGAGGGAGAAGAUGGUUGCGGCGAUCAGGGUCCCCAAGACCCGACGCGCCAGGCGGGAGCUCCUCAAGCACGCGCCCAAGCUCGUUGAGACCGGCAAGAAGAUGCUUAUCCUCCAUGGUACAAAGACUAGUGCUGUGUUGAACUCAGUGCUGUCAGAUAUCUACCACCUAAAGCGAGAUAAUGCUGUGAAGUACACCAAGAAGAAUGACAACAUUCGGCCGUUUGAAAGUGGUGGGGAAUCUUCUCUGGAGUUUUUCUCCCUUAAGACAGAUUGCAGCCUUAUAGUUUAUGGUUCUCAUUCAAAGAAGAGGCCCAACAAUCUCAUUUUGGGAAGGACAUAUGACCACCACAUAUAUGACCUUGUUGAAGUAGGUGUUGAGAACUACAAAUCGAUGGAAUCUUAUGUUUAUGAUAAGAAGCUGGCACCAAAACUUGGAUCGAAGCCUUUCUUUGCCUUCAUAGGGGAACACUUUGAGAGUGUUGAAGAGCUGAAGCAUUUGAAAGAAGUGCUGCUUGAUCUUUUCAGGGGAGAGGUUAUAGAGAAUCUAAACCUUGCUGGUGUAGAUCGGAUCUAUGUGUGCACAGCAAUCUCUCCUACCACUGUCUACAUGAUGCACUGUGCUCUCCGUCUAAAAAGGUCAGGCACACCUAUUCCUAGAAUGGAGCUGGUAGAAGUUGGGCCUUCAAUGGAUCUGGUUGUAAGGAGACACAGGCUUCCAGUUGAAAGUUUGAAGAAAGAAGCUAUGAAGACCGCUGAGUAUGCUAAGAAGGUGAAAAAUGUCACCAAGGAUCCAGUGCAGGGCAGGCUGGGCAAGGUCUACAUGCCUGAUCAGCAGGUUGGAAGGCUGACCUUAUCAAACGACAUAAAGGGACUGAAGAGGGAGCGCCGCGAGGCCAAGAAAAACAAGGAGCACUCGAAUAAGCAAAAGGUCAACCCCGAGUAAAGAGCGCUGAAGUUUAUUUAUUUUUGUCUUGGAUACUAGCAGAUCAAGGGCAUUUUGCUUUUAACUUUCCCGGUUGCUGUGUUAGCCAAAUGGAAGCCACUUGCUGUUAGAUUGGUGGAAAGUAGUUUAGUGCCAUCUUGUUAGGCUAAGAACCUUUGUGGUGGCUAUCACAACUAUAUUGUAUACCACGCCGCCACCUCAUCUGAAUUCAGAUAGAAGCAUGGAAAUUUUGAGCAGUGAUAGUAUUUUACGAUUAAUCUA